CGACGAUCGAUCGCCGCACAGCUCAAAAUCCACCGUGUCAACAAGAUGCUGCAGAAACUCCUGCCCGGCCACAUGAGUGGAGACGAGACGGAUGACGAAGUCAAGACUCACCCUCCCCUCUUUCGCAUGAAGAAGGUUCCAUGGCGUAGUCAACAACUUAACGAGUGGUUGUGGACACUCAGCUGCCAGCACAUCGACAACUUCAAGACGCCAGUAGGCGCUCGAGCGAGUCCAGGCAAUCCGCCCCGAUCCCGCUACCUUCCCACAAACGCCCCCGACCAGAUCGGCCCCGUUGCGAAGGGAUUGUGGCGCAACUGCUAUGAUCGAAAGUGGCUCAGGGUUUGUCAGCCGUAUGAGAUCGCCAUGCUUGAGAUCAUUGACGAAGACUUCGACUUCGCCUUGCCUCUCAGGCCCAGGACACCAUUUCCGAACUCGAUCAAUGCCAAGGCAUUGCGUAAGGCCAUGCGCUCCAAGUAG
Epithele typhae is the source of this 477-nucleotide messenger RNA. RefSeq lists its product as uncharacterized. The record is from RefSeq and is a predicted model, not a curated record. NCBI's taxonomy places the organism in Eukaryota, Fungi, Basidiomycota, Agaricomycetes, Polyporales, Epitheliaceae. The transcript has a single exon. The annotation marks the transcript as partial.